GUUUUUAUGUGUGUUCAAUGUGAAAUGUUGUCCUAGUUUUUUAAACUAAAAAAUCCCCACAAAAUUUGCGAGUAAAGUAAAAUUUGAACGUGUUGAGCAAAAGGACAAGAAUGUCCGAAUUAAAACGUGUCCCAAUUGCAACAAUUGGCGAUGUGGACAAGGAGAAAAAGGCAUCGAAUUCCGUGCGCUUGGAGUUGAAGCUCUUUGAACCCAACGCGGUGGAGUUUCCCGAAUUCAACUACCAAACGCUCCUUCAUGGCGAAAAGAAGAAGCGCAAGAAGAUGUCGAAAAUCAAUGGAUUCGCCCCAUCAAGUAGUGAUCCCUUUGAGAAUGAUGACGACGUCGCGCGGAUUGCCAAGGAAUUGGAAAAGAAAUACGGUACAAAUAGCUCCUAUACAAAGAAACGUAGCGGCCGAAUACCCGGCGAUUUGUGUGACAAAGGCGCUGGAUACGAUGAAAGUGAUUCGUUUAUCGAUAACACCGAAGCGUACGAUGAAUUGAUUCCGGAUGAGAUUGAAACAGUUCGUGGGGGUUUCUACAUAAACUCCGGCCCAUUGGAAUUUCAACACUUAUCCAAUUACGAACGACCCGAUGAUGCUCAAAAGAUGCCAAAACCCAAGAAACGCGUACUCUCCACUUCAUCGUCAAGUAGUGAGGAUGACAAUGAAGAUAGGAGGAAUGUUAUCAAGGCUACGGGGGAGGCAGCAAAGAAUGGGCAUCAUGAGAAGAAAAUCAAGACUUCAAAUGCAGCAGCAGCAACAACAGGAGAUGGGAAGAGCACAAAGACCCCCAAGGUGGUCAGUACGGGGGAGAAUACAGCAAAAAGGAGCGAUGUUAAGACGAAGGCUGAUGCCCAGGAUUUGGGGAAGGAGAGAUUACUCAAAACAACCACCGUGAAGGACAUGCUGCGUGCUAAGCGUGACAAUCUGCGCAAUAUGCAGGAAGCUGCCCAAAAGCGUGACAAUGAUGUCGAUGGAAUUGACUUGAGUAGCGCCCCAAUGACGUCGGAAUCAUCCAAUGAGAGUACAGCCGUUGAUAUUGCAAAUGGGGUGAAGCCUGAACCGAAAUUGCCGGCAAAUCUCAGUGAAGACAUCCUCAGGAAUAUUAUUAUGCUCAAGGAAGCCGCCAAGGUGUCUGCAUCGAUGGGAAAGGCGAAUUUCUUCGAUGCAAAAGUGCAGGAGGUGUUGUUGCGCAUUGAAAAUGCCACAAGAUCCGCUGGAGGGCAUAUUCGCAAUCAGGUGUACUCCUACCUGGAGGCCCAUCUGCCGUGCAGCAAACAAACACUCAUGUUGCGCGCUAAGAAGAUGAGAAUUCAGCAAGAGGAGGCGAGGGUGGAGAAGGCGGUGGCUAAGCUCAAACGAGGGAUUGAGGAAGUCAUGCCGGGUGCUGUGGAGGCGUACAAGAAGGAAUAUGAGAGGGUGAUGGAGCUGAAGAAUGGUAUGGCCAUCAUGGGGAUUCCGGAGAAGGAGAAUGAUCUCAAGUUGCCAAAGAAACAGUUUCCAUGGACUGAUACGACGCGUGAUUUACUAAAUGCCGUCGUUACUACGUGUAGGGCUGCUUUUAGUACGGUUAAAUCGCGCAAAGUUACCUUUGAGGACUACAUCAUGGAUUGCCUCGUGACAAAAGUCCUCCCAAUUUGGCCACAGGGUUGGAUGAAGAUUGAGGGGCUUCUCAAGGAGAUGGAUGGGAAGGGGGUGGUUGUUAGUAAGGUGCCCAAGGAGGGGAGUAGUGGGGAUGUAAAAGUCCCACCAAUGGCACCUUCUAGCAGCUCCUCAACAGGUGCAGCAAAGAAUCCAUCUGCAAUGGAAAAACUCGAUACGAAAGUUCCGUCCAAUUCUGCUGCGACUACUUCAGCACAAGCACUGAAUGCAGCCCCACCAGUGGCCACAACGUCAUUUCCGUGUAGUAGUAGCCUCACAAUAACCCCCGUGAGCUCAACAGCUCCAACGUCAAAACCUCUUCCGGUUGUGCAGAACAAGGUGACAAUCACAAAUGUCGAUGGAGUGAGUAAGGCAGCGAAGGUUCCGGCUAUUCCCAGUGUACCCCCGCACCUUCCCAGUGGACUAAGUAUCUCCAUAACGAACUCCUCAACACCCCCACCCCUGCCUGUUGUCACCCACAGUACGACAGUCGUCAAAACAGCUCCAAGAUCACCGCCAAAAGAAGCCACACCUCCUCCCAAGAAGUCAUUUGAUUACAGUAUUAGCAGCAUCAUCUCCUCCACAACAUCCGCACCACCUGCCGCCGCAUCCACCAAUCCACCUGCAAUACAACAAUCUCAACCAGCAAAAGGAGAAGCCGAAAGGUCAGUAAUUGAUGUGGAGGAGAAGGUUAAACAACCACCAACUGAUGCAGGUACAUCAGUUCCACCACCAAAGACUCGUCCAACACCGAGUACAACGGUCAUAGCAGCUGCGGAGAAGGUAAAUAGUGCCCCAAAGCCGGAAGUGACAAUCUUCGAGGAGCUCAGCAGCACAACAAGUGAGACUGAUUCGGACACAGACAGUAGCAGUGAUUGUGAGAUAAUUGAAAAUAGCCCAAAUGCAAAGAAGAAAAUCACAGCAGUUCCCAAGACAACGAUUCUUCGGGCACCUAAACCCCCUGCACCUGGUGCGGGAUCAUCAAGUACUUCCGGUGGGGCCCAAAUGAAGCGCGACAUGGAUCCAUUGGCACUCACAAAUGACAAUGAUAUUGAUGUUAAUCAAAUAAUGAAGGAACUUAAAGAGCUACAGGAAUUCCAGCAAGUUAAUUCACGCGCAACAGGAGCUUUUACGAGUAAGAAAACAUCGGAUACCUCGGAGUAUAGCAUUGGUACAUUGGAUGCAGCUAGAUUAAAUGAAUUAAAGAGAAACUUAAGUAUACAACAACAUAUUAAUCAUCAUCCUGAACUGCACGACGAAAAGUUAUUUCAUGAAAUCACUGAAGAUUAUUUCUCUAAGCUGUCAGAUGAGAUAAUACUCCAGGUAUUCAAAUGGCUUCCCAAGAAGACACUGAUGAAGUGCAGUUUAGUCAGCACGCGCUUCCUGCGCCUCACACAGGAUGAGACGUUGUGGGCACGAAUGGAUCUUGCUGGGAAAUCCUUCAAAGCAGAGGCAAUUGGCCGAAUAAUAACGCGUGGUGUUAUUAUCUUGCGACUAGCUCAGACAAAAAUCAUCGAUCCCAUUUUUGAGGCAGAUUUCUUCAUUCGCAAUGAGCUAUUUGAGAGCAAAUUGCAGUAUUUGGAUCUCAGUAUGUCCAGCAUUACACCCACGGGACUCCAGCAGCUUCUAAAGACGUGUCGACAGCUGCGGAAACUCAGUUUGGAACAUAUUCAACUCAAUGAUGGGGUUUGUGAGGAAAUUGCACAGAAUACUGACCUGGAGGUGCUCAAUCUAACACUCUGUAGUAGCGUAAGUGCACGAGGAUUGAGAAGUAUCCUCCACAAUCUAGAUAGAUUGCAGAGCCUCAAUAUUUCUUGGACAAAUUUGGAGACUGAUUCUGUUGCCAUACUCGUGGAGAAAAUUUCCCCCAAUAUCCUUCGAUUGAAUCUAGCAGGAUGCAGGAAAACCCUAACAGACGAUCAUAUUUCUACGCUAGUUGAAAGAUGCCCAAAUAUCCGUGAAUUGGAUGCAUCUGAUUGUAAUUUAUUGACAGUGGAAGUCGUGAAAAUUAUAAUAAGAUUCAAGAAUUUGGAAUAUCUCUCACUUUCGAGGUGCUACAGUAUUUCAGCAUACGCCUUUAUGGAUUUCCAAAAUAUGCCAUCUCUGAGCUUCCUGGACAUUUUUGGCAUGCUCACUGAUGGUCAACUGAAAGUUGUCAUGAAUUCCCUUCCAAAUAUUGGCAUAAAUAAAUUCAUCAAUAGUGCUGUUGCGAGGCCAACCGUUGGCACACGACGUACAUCCAUUUGGGGUCUAAGGACACGUGAUUGAGUAUCUCAAAGUUUAUUUUUUUAUAAGAAUUUCAGUGAAAAGCAAUUUAAUUCUAUUCUAUUAAACUGAUCAAUCUUUGUGUAGCAUUUUCUCUGAAUUGAAUACAAAUUAUCUACAACAUAAAA
This is a messenger RNA of Lutzomyia longipalpis, 4033 nucleotides long. RefSeq names its product yemanuclein-like. NCBI's taxonomy places the organism in Eukaryota, Metazoa, Arthropoda, Insecta, Diptera, Psychodidae. The record is from RefSeq and is a predicted model, not a curated record. Bases 111 to 3908 code for a protein of 1265 amino acids. Gene Ontology annotation, molecular function: protein binding. The transcript has 10 exons. Gene Ontology annotation, cellular component: nucleus.